AUUUCCGACAGGAGACGCAGCGUCUGCUCUGCCCUUCUUCGCGCGCUCCGCGAUGGCGUCGAGCGUUCCGCGAAAGGACUACUACGGCAACGUCUGAGGAGGAGGAGGAGGUUUCUUUUUUCCAACAGGGCCGGAAUGGAAGGAGAAGCCGCUGCCAGGCGAAGAUAGGCGGCAUGGUACCCCUCUGGCCGUUGUGGACUUUGUGGCUGGCUUAUUUCGCGGCUCGGGGUGUGGCGAGCGACGAUGCUCCAUUGAAGUGCGAAGAUCUGCGAAUCGGCCAAUAUAUAUGCGAACAUCCUAAAAUAGACAAUGCAACCCAAGAACCCAUGAAGUGUACUAACCACACUGCAUAUGUUGCCUGUCUUCCAGCCCCAAAUAUUACUUGUAAAGAUUUCAGUGGAAAUGAAACUCAGUUUACUGGAAAUGAAACUGGAUUUUACAAACCCAUUGAGUGUCGAAGUGUAAAUGGUUACUCCUAUAAAGUAGCAGUAGCUCUGUCUUUGUUUCUUGGCUGGUUGGGAGCAGACCGGUUUUAUCUAGGAUAUCCUGCAUUAGCUUUAUUUAUUGAAAAGUGUCCUUACAACGUAUUUUAGUAGCUUGAUGAUUCUAUACAAAUAACAGUAAUUUGAAAAGAAAAUGAAUAAUAUUUUAU
This is a messenger RNA of Thamnophis sirtalis, 652 nucleotides long. The record is from RefSeq and is a predicted model, not a curated record. Lineage: Eukaryota; Metazoa; Chordata; Lepidosauria; Squamata; Natricidae.